This is a messenger RNA of Closterium sp. Yama58-4, 1935 nucleotides long. The record is from the annotation of a GenBank genome assembly. NCBI's taxonomy places the organism in Eukaryota, Viridiplantae, Streptophyta, Zygnematophyceae, Desmidiales, Closteriaceae.
AUGGCGGGGCAAAAUCAGGCAGAGCUGCACACAAAACCAGCUGCAGCCGCGGCCGCGGCCGUGGCGCACCAAUCGAUGUUCGCGGAGAAACCGCGCGAGCUCGAGUUGAGCAAUCCGUCAUCCCCGUUUUCCGUGUCCCCGCCGUCGUCUGGCGCGUGCUCGCCGCCCACCUCCGCUUCGUCCUCGUCCUCCUCCGCAUCCUCCCCCGAAUCUUCCGCCUCUGGACAAGAAGGAGCUCCGCCAGAGCCCUGCUACUUGCACGAGGAUGCCCGCGCGGACGGGCGCGGGGCGGAAGGCGGAGGUAGCAGCGGAGGAAUCGGAAGAGGAGAGGCGGGCGGGCGGAUUAGGCCAGACGCGGAAGCACCCGUGGUUGGCUCGUUCAUGGGCUUCGCCAUGCGCGGAGCAGCCGGAAGCGCAGCUUCUGCGGACGGCGGAAGCGGAGGCGGAACCGGAAGCGGAAGGGGCCAAGCUUGGGGUUGGCUUGAAGGAGAAGAGGCGGAAGGGCAGGUGCAAGCGGACGUACGCGCUAUAGAGAACCAACAACACGCGUUACGGCAUGCCCUGGAGCGCGCGCAGAAUCGCCGCGACGAAAGUGCUGGAGGUGGAACCGCGCAGUUUGGGGCGGAAGGCGCAACUGGCGCAACCGCGGCGGAAGCGGAAGGACCCGCGGGCCUCCCAGCGAAUCUCAUGAGCGCAUGGCGGGAAGCUUGUGUCGAUCCCUCCGCUUAUUCCGCCGCGGAGACGACGCCUUGCGAUGGGAGAACCUCCCUCCGUAAUCCGCGAAGCGUCGCCGUGAAACCUGGCGGCGCGAAAAACUCCCUCUGGCUGGGGGUCAAAUCCUGGGCCGCGUCGCGAUCUGCAGCGCGGAGGCGAGCGGCGGCCGUCCCGCGCGCGCAGCGGGAGGGGGAGUGGGCGGUGUGGGGGAUCGGGUUCGCGGUGUUUGCGCUGGUGAACGUGCAGCUCAUCACCGGGUGCGCGCUCCUCUGGCUCUGCCUCCCCGACGCGUGGUCUGCCACCGCGCGCGCGGCAGUCGCGGGGAGCGCCAGCGCGCUCGUGGCGGCGCAGCUCGUGGGGAACGUUGUCGUGGCGGCUUUUGCGCGCGCGGUCGUGCUGCGGGAGUUUCUCAGGCGGAAGAUGAAAGCCGCGGGGAAGGCGCAAGGGGUGGCGGUGGGGGGCCGGCGCGGCGCGGGGAGGGCGGAAGAUGGCGAGGCGGCGGAGGUUGCGGGGAGGGGGGAGGCGGUGGCGGCGUGCGGAGUGGCGUGCGCGCUGGAUGUGGAGCAGCUACUGGCGGAGCAGGGGGAGGGGGGAAACGAUGGCGGGGACAAGCAAAUGAUGAAGGGCUUCCACUCGCGCCCUCUGCUGGUGUACCAAGCCGAGCAGAGCACCCAGCCCUGUUCCACCGACCUGCAUCCUUCCGAACCCGCCAGCACCGCACCAACAAACCCCGGCCCUUACUCCUCGGCGCCUUCGCCUGCUGCCACGGCUGCAGCUGCCGCCUCUGCCUCUGCUGCUGCGCCAGCAGCAGCCGCAGCAGCAGCAGCGUCAACGAGCAGCGGGGGAGAGGAGGCGGCGGCGGAGGAGGAGGGGGGAGGGCGCGUGGUGGCGGUGGACUUUGUGGUGACGGACGUGGUGUCGCGCGUGUCAGUGGUGGUGCGCGCUCAGCAGGCGGCGGAGAGUGGCGCCCUGGAGAUGGUGCGCCUGCCCACUGCCCGGCGACGGGCUCGCGGCGAGCCUUCCAGGCCAUUGACGGCAGUUCGAGAGGGCGAUGUGGUAACUGCAAUUGGGAGCGCCGAGCGGGAUCCGUAUACAGGCACGCUGCAAGUCGUGCCGCUGGUUUAUCCACGUAACAUCUCCACGUUUGCGCUACUCUUUGGCUGUCUUCCCUUCUAUUUCCCCGUGGUUGUUGGCCGGAAACUCAUCGUAGCGUCCCUGUGA